Messenger RNA from Cebus imitator (Panamanian white-faced capuchin), 553 nucleotides. Its product is annotated as ATP synthase F(0) complex subunit C1, mitochondrial-like. Gene Ontology annotation, biological process: proton transmembrane transport; proton motive force-driven ATP synthesis. Gene Ontology annotation, molecular function: proton transmembrane transporter activity. The record is from RefSeq and is a predicted model, not a curated record. NCBI's taxonomy places the organism in Eukaryota, Metazoa, Chordata, Mammalia, Primates, Cebidae. The transcript has a single exon. Bases 50 to 460 code for a protein of 136 amino acids.
GGGGAAGCUGAGUGCUGAGACCUAGGGCUAAAGCUGGGAGACUGAAAAAAUGCAGACCACCGGGGCAUUACUCAUUUCUCCGGCUCUGAUCCGCUGUUGUACCAGGGGUCUAAUCAGGCCUGUGUCUGCCUCCUUCUUGAAUAGCCCAGAGAAUUCAUCUAAACAGCCUUCCUACAGAAGCUCCCCACUCCAGGUGGCCCGACGGGAGUUCCAGACCAGUGUUGUCUCCCAGGACAUUGACACAGCAGCCAAGUUUAUUGGUGCUGGGGCAGCCACAGUUGGUGUGGCUGGUUCGGGGGCUGGCAUUGGAACGGUGUUUGACAGCUUGAUCAUUGGAUAUGCCAGGAACCCAUCUCUCAAGCAGCACCUCUUCUCCUACGCCAUUCUGGGCUUUGCCCUGUCUGAGGCCAUGGGGCUCUUCUGUUUGAUGGUUGCCUUCCUCAUCCUCUUCGCCAUGUGAGGCUCUGUGGGGUCACCUGCCUGUCCCUGCUGUGGCGGCUCCACACCAUUCCUGGUGCUGGGGUGUGCUAAGCUUUACCAUUAAACACAAUGU